Messenger RNA from Micromonas pusilla CCMP1545, 750 nucleotides. RefSeq lists its product as uncharacterized. The record is from RefSeq and is a predicted model, not a curated record. The transcript has a single exon. Bases 1 to 750 code for a protein of 249 amino acids. NCBI's taxonomy places the organism in Eukaryota, Viridiplantae, Chlorophyta, Mamiellophyceae, Mamiellales, Mamiellaceae.
AUGGCGACGGCGGCGGCGACGACCGACUCCGCGAAGCGCAAGCACAUCGUGUGGAACGAGCAGAACCUCAGCUACAACGAGGCGAACAAAUCGGUGCGGACCCUCCCCGACGAUCGGUCGCCCCCGGCCGUCGUCGAAGCGAGGCGUCGAUCGACCGAUCGAUCGUCCGCGACCCCACCCCCCUUUGUCGUCCUCACGCCCUCCCCUCCCCUCCCUUCCCCAUCGCAGGCGAAGAUGAAGAUCGACGAGCCGGACACGCCGUGGGCGUCGCCCCCGAGGGAGCUCUUCGAGGACCCCGCGGCGGACGCGGACGCGGACGCCAACGCCAUCAACGCCGACGCCGACGCCAAGCCAGCCGUCGCGUUGGACGACGUCGCCGCGCGCCUCGAAGAGAUCGAGAGCGGCGGGGGGGCGGCGGGUCCGGGGACGUCCCCGGGGACGUCCCCGGGGAAAGGCGCGGGGGACGGCGGCGAGUGGGAGAGCAGCGACGACGAGGACGCGACCGCGGAGAAGAGCCCGAAGCAGCGCCCGAAGCUGUCGUUCCCGGAUCCGCGGGAGGCGCCGGGGGGCGGCGGCGGCGGCGGCGGGGGAGAAUUGGGGGAGGAGGAGGGCGGCGGCGCGUUCGACGACGUGGAUAAGGUUCUCACCGCGCGUCUCUUCGAGGCGCAGAGGAAGGCGCAUCAGUGCACGUUCCGGGGGGUGAUGGCGCAGGGGAGGUCGUUGUUAGAGGAGGAGGAGGACGACGAGUAG